Nannochloropsis gaditana CCMP526 is the source of this 657-nucleotide messenger RNA. RefSeq names its product armadillo-like helical domain-containing protein. The record is from RefSeq and is a predicted model, not a curated record. The annotation marks the transcript as partial. The transcript has a single exon.
GACGCCGACAUGAAUGUGGGGACCAGUUCUCUCAGAGCGCUGGGAAAUGAGGUAGACGAGUUCCGCCUAGCACGUGUACUGGCCAUUUUGGACGUGGUACGUGAGGAUCCUGAGGCUGGCUCCGAGUUCGUCGGCUUGCUUCAAACCUUCUUGAUGGAUCGUCAGUUGCCGGGUGUCGUGUCGACCGCUGUGGAUUGUUUGACGUACUUAUGCUCUGCCGACUGCCUGGACUUUAAUGCGACUCUACGCAUUAUCCGUAAAGAAGGACGGCUAAAUUUCAAACAACAUCCUUCUGUUUUGAUUAGUUUAGCGGAUUUCUACGGGGCUGGGGCUGACAUAUUUUACUGCUCUGCAGAGAAGACACUUAGUGAAGGCGACGCAACAGAAGCAACCAGUGUGCCCGACAGUGUCCACGAUGACUAUGAAGAAAGGCUUCCUCGAAUAAGUGAAGAGCACCUUCUUAGCUUGCACGAUCACCUGUGGGACCUUGUUCAAGAGCCUCACGUUGCGGUACGAAGACAAACCUACUUGGCACUGACGGGGUACGUUCCAGCGCUACUAGCGUGUCAGGAUGACAGGGUACCGGCAGAUUUGCGGGAGCGUGUUUAUCAGACCCUUCGGAAAGAAUACCAUGUCGAUUCCCACAAGGGUUUGCAG